Styela clava is the source of this 3347-nucleotide messenger RNA. RefSeq names its product cadherin-2-like. Gene Ontology annotation, cellular component: adherens junction; catenin complex; plasma membrane. Gene Ontology annotation, biological process: multicellular organism development; cell-cell junction assembly; cell migration. The record is from RefSeq and is a predicted model, not a curated record. NCBI's taxonomy places the organism in Eukaryota, Metazoa, Chordata, Ascidiacea, Stolidobranchia, Styelidae. Gene Ontology annotation, molecular function: cadherin binding; calcium ion binding; beta-catenin binding.
AUGCAUAUUCUGACUCAUGUUUUUCAACUAUAUCUAUGUGAAUUUUUUGGUAUAUGUACUGACAAAAGCUCUCUUUCUUAGAAGUUUUUGAUAUAAUAAAUGAUAUAUCAAUACUAAUUGCGUAUAAGAUAUUCAGCCAAGCCUUAAAUCUCAUCAUUGUGAUUCAUAAUGUAUCAUCUUGAAUAUCUAUGCAUCAUCACACUGGUGUUGUGCACAUCUAAUGUAGUGUUUUCAAAAUGGACAUAUCCACCUAUCAAUGUUAAUGAGGGACCUAAGAGAAAUCUUCCGGAAAAUCUUGGUCAAGUGGAUUCUAGCAGUUCCUCCGUGAGUACAUAUGGACUUACUGGGGCUGGAGUGACCUCGGGGAAAUUUGACAUGAUUUCAAGUACAGGAAUGAUCAGGCAACUAAUGGAGUUGGACAGAGAAACUCAAAACAACUACACUUUGACUCUAAGUGCUUACGAUUCGUUGGGAAACAGUGUCGAAGAUCCUUUGGAAAUACAUAUUGUCGUUUUGGAUAUAAACGAUAAUGUUCCGCUAUUUAAGGAGUCUUCUUUAAUUGGAUCAGUACCAGAAAGCAACGAUGUGUCGUCUGGCAGCUUUAUGACUGUACAAGCAACUGAUGCUGAUGAAAAAGUGAAAACAUUCAAUGCUGAGGUUAGAUAUUCGAUUGUUGAUGGGUCAGAUAUUCCUCCAUCAAGUUCGUCACGGUUCAGUAUUGAUGCAGUUAGUGGUGCCGUCUCUGUAAUUGGUGGUUUGGACUAUGAAACAACCCAACAAGUGUUUUUUCAAGUUGUAGCAAGAGAUGGGGGAGAUUCGGAACAGCCAUCGAACCUAAGAACCACUUCAACUGUUACUGUUAAUGUGCAGGAUUCAAAUGACAAUGCUCCUGUUUUCAGUCCAGAUCCUUCUGAUAGAUCAUUUUCAGAAUUAUCACAGGUAGAUACUGCCUUAUAUAAUAUAUAUGCUGAAGAUGCCGAUCAGGGAGUAAACAAGAAAACUUCUUUUCGAUUCAUCAAUGGUAACAUUGGUGACACUUUCAAGAUUGUAUCGUUUCCAGCUGAUGAUGCAAAGAGCAGAGGUGAGCUGCAGCUAGCGAAGCCUUUGGAUUUCGAAAGUGGAUCAACUCAGUAUGAACUCACCAUUCAAGCAUAUAAUGAAGAUGCUGAUAACAGUGGUGUUUAUGUGGAUACUGCUAAAAUCAUAGUAAAAGUUAUUGAUGAGAAUGAGCCUCCAGUUUUCAUUAACACUCCGUAUGUGGCAAAUGUGGCAGAAGAAGCGGGUCUGCCAAACGAAGAGGCUCAACCAGUCAUACAAGUUACUGCUGAGGACUAUGACUUCAAUAGAAACCAAACUGUUUCUUAUUCUGUUAAUGAUCCUCAAGGAUGGUUCCAGAUUAACAGUGAAGAUGGGCAAGUUAGUCGUAUUGGUGUAAUUGAUAGAGAAGCUUCAGUGGUUAAGAAUGGUGUGUAUACAUUGAUUGUGGUUGCAACUGACAACUAUGACCACGGAACACCAAAAAGUAGAAAUGGUGAAGUUGCUGUCCAUAUUAGCGAUAUAAACGAUAAUCCUCCUGAAAUUACACUUUCUGCAGCUGAUCAGAAUGUAAUAAUAUGUGAAGAACCUCAAAACAGUACUGUCCUCGAAAUUCCAGCCCAGGAUCCGGACUCUACUGUUAAUGGACCACCAUUUACAUUUUUGUUUGAUUCAACUGUGGAUGAUAGUCGUUGGGAAUUUGCAACUGUUUCAUCAACAACAAGUAAGAUAGUGGCUCUUUUUACAGAUUAUAAUCUUCAGGGAGCACAGGAAGUGGUUCAGCUUCCUUUUACCAUUACCGACUCUGGUUCUCCAUCACAAACUGGAAGCGCGACUGUGACUGUUACAAUUUGCACAUGUAACUCUGAAGGGAGACCAUCGUGUGCUGGAGCAGCUGCUGCCGCAUUCCCUGUCGCAAUAAUCAUCGCUAUUAUUGCUAUUCUUCUUCUAAUAAUUAUUUUGAUUUUUGCACUGGUUGCAUACAAGCGCAGACAAGCAGCAAUGGUUUUGAAGGAACCGUUUUUUGAUGAUGAAGAUGAUGUGAGGGAAAACGUUCAAGUAUAUCAGGAAGAAGGUGGGGAGGAAGAUCAAGAUGCAUAUGAUCUAACUGCUCUUCGAGCGCCACUACUUGAAGACCCAAAUCAGCCAGUCAGGAUAGAAAAACCUCUGCAGCAAGCACCUAGACAACCUCGAGGUGUUCCGGAUGAUAUCGGCGACUACAUCGGAGAUGCUAAAGAUCAGGCAGAUACUGAUCCAAGUGCACCACCAUUCGAUUCAUUGCUUGUAUUUGACUAUGAAGGUGCAGGUUCGGAUGCUGGGUCUCUAUCUUCUAUCAACACUGCCACAACAGAUGGAUCGGCGGACUAUGAUUACCUCAAUAAUUGGGGUCCAAGGUUUAAGAAAUUGGCAAACAUGUACAAUGAUGGAUCAGACUCUGAAUAAGAAAUAGUAAUAUUGUGUGUGGAAAUGCAAUGAGUGCAGUUGGUUAGAAGAGGAGUAACACUUAAUGUCAUUGUGGGACAAUAAUUAUUUAACAUCUCAUGCAUAAUCCAUACAUCAUUGGUUUGGUAAUUCACCGAAUCUGAAUUAAAUUGAAUGAUGAACAUGGUUUUAGUGUGAUAUAUAUAUAUAUACACACAUACAGAAACAUAUUUUAUUUUCAUUUGCAAACGCCAUGAAUUUUAUAGUAAACUUUUGUGCAGCAUAUUUGGGAAUUCUAAUCUUGUACUUUAUGCUUUCUGCAAUUGUAACCAGGUGCUGCGCAAUUUGAUAAACUGUUGUGUUUACAUCAAUUUCCUUUGUUAGCGAUACCAUGUAUUUGUUACUUCAUUGCUUCUGAUGACAUGCGGGUAGGGUCAGGUGUGUGUAUUUCAGUUUCCAAGUGUGUAAACUCUGUGUGAAAUUAAGUUUUUUUAAGCAUUUUAGCUGUUUUUUUUAUAAGCAUUCUGGCUUUGUGUCUUGUAAAUCUGUAAAUGCUUUCUUCUAUUGGCUUUUACGUUAGCUAUCCAUUUUAUUUGUAUGUCGAGAGACCAAAUGAGUUAAGCGGGGGUAUUUUUUAAUGUACAUUCAUUCCUAGGUACUUUUUUAAUAUUAUUACUCAACAAAUGGUACGUACCAUCAACUGUUUUAUAUAAGUGAGUUGCUUCAAUCGUUUCGUAUGAUCAGACAUUACAUUCUGAUCGGAGUUGUUGGAUUUUGAACUGGUUUUUAUUUAUGUAUUAAUUCAAGCGGGAUUUUCGUCAGCCCACUGCUAUUAUGCUUAUUAUUAUUAUUGGCAGUAGAAAUAAAACAAAUUAGUACAUUUUGCCUAA